AUGGCCAGACCUCUUGAUACAUCUACCGACGAGCCCAAGGAUGAGUUUCGCCUACAAAAACCCGCGUCUUCGAGAGCGUCUACAUUAGGUAUAUCGACCGCAUUGCCUCGUUUGCAUCAGCCACAGUCCACGCUUCAACGUGCUCAUACCGUUACGCAAUCUGGUUUGGCCAAACGGACCGACAGAAGACUAGCAGACCGACCAAGGAGACAGCGAUCGUUGCUGCUUCGUAUGAAAGGCAGCAAUGAAGGCUUGUCUACGCGCUCACCGGUGCACGAGACGACUCCAUCGGGCCUUAGAGAUAACAACUUCGCAGUAGGAAACGUGGGAAACAAUGGGAAGCUCUACCUCAGGCCUUUAGUCGAGCCGGGUUCCAGGCGUCACCAUGGCAAAUCCCUCCCGAGAGUGACUUUACCCGCCCCGGCCAGCAGCACCAAACUACCACCGCCCAGGGCCUCAGCUGGCCCCGACCCCAGGCAGAGUAUUUGGUCAUCCUCUCAAUUUUCUGAGCUCCGUCCUAGUUAUGCCCGUGAAGAAAUAGAAGAAGCCAAUGACCACGUCAGCGAUUCCGAGCCUCCGCACAGGAGAGCGCAUUCAUUCUCAACUAUAUCUGAAUAUGAACAAUCAGCUGCAUCCGACGGAGGUGACGAGUUUCGCAUUGUGAUCGAUCGGUUCGACACCAACAAGCCAACCAGUGAACCGAUUGAUGGUUUACCUAUGCCUGCGUUGGAGGUACCCAUCCCUCAUUAUCGCCUAGGAACACUACAAUUAAGCACGGAGGGUACGCCGGUGCUGCGGAGCUCAAUUUACACGCAUACGUCACAUACCUCAGUCUCAGAUAAUACGCACUCGUCGAUAUACCUUAAGGACAAUACCGGCGGCAGUGGCCAAAAUCGAGUUCCGUCAACCUACGAUUCUCCCGGUCUUACUCCUCCCGAAGGGACCCUUUCUAUGGCGAUGUCUCUGUUUUCUGCAGUGACCCCGUCCGCUGCCAAAGAUAGGCAUUCAAAUUCCACUCAGAGAUCCGGCAUAUACAUUUUGCGUCAUCCUCUUGAGCCUUCUAUCUUCGAUAUACUAGCUAAGAACAUUGACGAUUCAGCUGUGGUCAAAUAUAUUCCAAAUACUCGGGACAUUAGCGCAGCUACACCUGCUCGUAUAAUCGUACAAAUCUCGUCGGAGUCCUUCAUGGAUUAUGAACUCGUUUCCGAUUUUUUCUUGACAUUUCGUUCUUACCUAUCAACCACGAGCCUUCUGGGUUUGUUGUUGGCGCGAUUGGAGUGGGCUAUUAACAGAUUACAGGCCGAUGGUCGGAUUAUUCGAAUUCGGACCUUCGCGGCCCUACGCCAUUGGAUCCUCAAUUAUUUUGUUGAUGAUUUUGUCGGCAACCGUGACCUACGCGUUCAGUUUUGUCAUAAAAUCAAUACUAUGUAUGCUGAUGUCAAAGCUCGAAGUACUACAGAGGUCAGUGACGCAAAAAUAUUGGUAGACCUCAAGCGUUGUUGGCACGGCAGAUGUAUGAUGUACUGGGACAGUCCACCUUUUACGAGUCCGGAUAACCCUGCUCUACCUGGUGAUGGCUUUAAAGAUCAAGGAUUCAACAACAACCGCUCAAGUGAGGUUGGCAGCUCUUCUCAAGAAGCCGUAGCCACUGGUCAUUUGAGUAUCCAAUCAUUGGUGCAAUCAACAAAUUCAAUCAAGGCUGAACGGAUUCCCAACGGCCAUAUGAGUCAUGCGAGAACAAUAUCCUCAGGGACUUCGCAGAGUGUGCCAGGCUCGUCUAGUGAGCAAAGUGUCCAGGCAUUGUCGUGUUCUUUGCCAGGUAAAAGUAUCCGGGCGUCGAUGUCGAUGGGUGGCUGCUUAGAUGCCCCCCAUCCUGUUGUAGUCUCGAUUAAGCCGUCACCACGUCCUCCAACAUCUUCGGCCACGUCAAACCCUCCAGCCCACGUCCAUAAGAGAAGCGGCAGCUUCUCUGACUCAAUCAGAGAUGAUCGUGCCCCACUUUCUAGAACAUUGGGCGAGAGGUAUGAGCAAGAGCAAGCUCUAUUGCCAACUUCUGAUGGUGGUAACGGCAGUCUCAUACGCGGGAAUUUUUUCCCCCCUGUUGACGCAAGCGUUGCUGCAUUUGUACCCCCGUCACCUACUACCUUUCAAGCUCCAGAUGAGUUACGCGAAAAUCAUGCACGGAGUGCAUCUGAAGGCAAUAUCAGGACCCUUGGAACGAGCCCAGCGCUGAAAACUGUCAUUGGCUCCAUUCGCCGUGCUUUACAUACGAGAAAUCUUGGAGCAAAUACUGCACCCCAUGUGGGAUCCCCUACUUAUCGUUCUCCGCGAGUCAAGACAGCCACACUACCUCUGAAUGUUGCUUUGAAAUCCGAGAUGCACAAGGAUCGCAAGGCUUUUUUAAAGCCUAACACCCCUCUCAGAACCGACCAUAUUUGUGAGAAAAGUAUGAGAGACUACCGUGAAGCUAUUGGCCUUAAUCCUCCGCAGUCUUCACCCUCGUUUACAAUCAAAAGGCCUGGGGUACUGGAUGACCAAACGUCCCAUCUAAGAGCGCAAAAAUUACGUCAUCAACGCCUUGUGAGCGACGUGACUAUGGGAAGCAAAUCUAUUGUCAUUGUGGAUGACACGGGAUUGGAUUUGCCUGUAGUCUCAGGGGGGAACAAUUGGCUGGAUUAUGGACACAAAAAUAACCCAAGUUCAACCUCAACGACGGGAAGAGAUAGUCAUCUAUCUUCUGGUACUGGCGUAGUUCCAGUUGCAGCGUCUCUGGAGGUCUUCGGGCAUGAAGUGGAAGAUCUGGCACCUCCAUUCUCUGAUCGCGCUUCACAGCAUCCUCUGAAGUCUCCCGCGCCAGAGAAGACCCGUUCAAUAUCCAGUCGACUUCGUAAGUACGCAUCUUUUCAGAGUGGUAUCAGUCGGUCCCUUGAUGCACCUAGUGAGGCUGGGAGCUGGGGAGGGAAACAACCACUAGGCCGUCUGUUGCGCAGGCGACCUGGAGGUGAUUUGCGUAAAAUUCAGAAUGUGCAUGAUCUUGCGACUGAUUUGCGCCCACAGUCCUUUGCAACGGACACAUCUUUAACGGAAUCACUGGCUUCUUCAGCCCGUAAUUAUUUCAGGCGAAGCUUUUCCAGGUUCUCUCAAGCCAGAAUCCAGUCAACGCCACCGCGCUUUGACCUCAUUAACACUCAUUCAUCCCAACACCUGCGCCCUUCAUUUGAAGCGGCUAUUGCUGGGUUCUCGCGAAUUCCAGAUGACGCUGACGGUGGAAUUGAGUCGACGUUGCUAAAACUGGAAGGGAAGUGGCCGUCCCUGACAGGUUCCGACAGUCAUCCAGAGGGCGGAAGACUCCGUGAUCCCGAGCUUCCCCAGAAUUACUCUGAUCGAGGUUAUUCUGAAUCUUCUUGGGCGGGAACAAGUCAUUUAGAUACCUACCCAAUGACCUUGGGGGAGAAAGUGGUGACUUCUAGUUUUCAAGGCCUGUCAGCACAGUCGCACACAGACUCUGUUGUAGAAUCGGAGUUUUCAUAUAAUUCUAUUCCUCUUCUGGAAAGGGGUUUGAGCGACGAUUCCAUGAAAAAACCGUUGUCUACUAUGCAUCCCUCUGCCACCCCACAUCGUUUGUUACCACAGAACCCAUCAAGUAGUAACUUGACGAACAGCAUUGAUUUUUCACCACAAAGUCUCCAAUUAUUUGACGAACCCAUGGCCGGCCGACAAGAGUUGAAUAUCCAGCGAACUUUUGACUCGCCCUCGAUAGUACAUGGGGAUAGGGACAGCGAAUCAGAAAUAUCAUCCGAAAUAUCUAUCGAUCUGAUCGAGAAGGAUGAGGCUUUGGAAAGGUCCAGCAGCACAAACUCUUUGGCAACUCAAUCGUUGGAAAUGCCACCGCAUCCUCUUGCACAUCCUCCUUCUCCACCGAUCACAAUUCAACGAGCGGUGACAACUUCUCCUUGUCGGGAAGAGGUAGCUGUUAUCAGAUCCCAGAAGCCACUGACUCCUGGCUCCUCUCCAACACGUCUAGUUGACCGCAAGCGUGUAGCAUACGUUCGAGAUGAGAAUACGGGUGUUGGGAAUAGAAUUCCCGAACUACAUAUUGAAGUCCCCAAGAUGCCGGAUCACGUUCCUUUUAUCCUUGCAUAUGAUUCCAGAUUACUUGCCCAACAAUUUACGGUCGUGGAAAAAUCAGCUCUGGAUGAAGUCGACUGGAAAGAUCUUGUCGACAUGAAAUGGAACAACAAUUCACCGUCAAUUGUCAGCUGGGUUCAUUUCCUGGCGGAAAAGGAGCGUAAAGGCAUUGACCUUGUUGUUGGUCGUUUCAACCUUAUGGUAAAAUGGAUUCUGUCUGAGAUUGUCCUCACGCGAGACAUUCAAGAGCGGGCUUGGGCGAUAGCCAAAUUCAUCCAUAUUGCUGCUCAUUCCAGACAGAUGUGCAAUUACUCGACUAUGCUGCAAAUAGCAAUCGCUCUUUCUUCAGUGGAUUGUACACGACUACAGAGAACGUGGGCUCUAGUGAGCUCGAACGACAGACGACUCCUCGAUGAUAUGGAAUCGUUGAUACAACCUCUUCGAAAUUUCCAUGAGCUGAGAGUUGAGAUGGAAACAACAAAUCUACAAAAUGGCUGCAUUCCCUUCGUUGGAUUGUAUGUGCAUGAUCUCACCUACAACGCUCAGAAACCAUCACAAAUACCGGGAACCCGUGGUGGAGAUGCUCUCGUCAAUUUUGAACGAUAUCGAACAUCGGCCAGAAUUGUUAAGUGUCUUCUACGGCUCAUCGAUGCCAGCAACAAAUACUCUUUGGAGCCCGUUCCCGGCGUAGUUGAAAAGUGCCUCUGGAUUGGUUCCCUGCCCGAAGAUCAAGUACAAGCUUUCAGCAAAAAUCUCGAAUAA
Molecule: messenger RNA, 4890 nt
Organism: Talaromyces atroroseus
Lineage: Eukaryota; Fungi; Ascomycota; Eurotiomycetes; Eurotiales; Trichocomaceae
Exons: 2
Coding region: 1-4890 (1629 amino acids)
Biological process (GO): positive regulation of GTPase activity; Ras protein signal transduction
Cellular component (GO): plasma membrane
Molecular function (GO): guanyl-nucleotide exchange factor activity
Source: RefSeq, a predicted model, not a curated record